CAGGCCACCUCGCACCGACUCACCCCGCUUCUGGAGUAUCCCUACUCCACUACUUGUGCUAUUGGCUCAAGACGUCCCCACAGACAAAAGGCUAUCCGGUUCAGUCUCCUCCGUGCUUUCGAGCCCCUUCCAGGUGGAGAAAAUGUGUCGACGGGUCGACUUUCAAUCUUGUUGAAAGCCCGUAAAGAUUCUUCAUUGUGAUUUCAAGUCUUUCUGCAAUUCAAAUUCAA
Mycena citricolor is the source of this 230-nucleotide messenger RNA. Lineage: Eukaryota; Fungi; Basidiomycota; Agaricomycetes; Agaricales; Mycenaceae. The record is from the annotation of a GenBank genome assembly.